This is a messenger RNA of Talpa occidentalis (Iberian mole), 2805 nucleotides long. RefSeq names its product intracisternal A particle-promoted polypeptide (gene IPP). The transcript has 9 exons. The record is from RefSeq and is a predicted model, not a curated record. Gene Ontology annotation, molecular function: actin binding. Bases 320 to 2074 code for a protein of 584 amino acids. NCBI's taxonomy places the organism in Eukaryota, Metazoa, Chordata, Mammalia, Eulipotyphla, Talpidae.
GUCCCGGGUGCGUCUGUGACGGGGCUGGGAAUUCCUUUUGGCUCUCUCCCGCCGCCCUGGGGACCCCUGAAGACCCCUUUUAAUCGGCUUCCUCCCGCCGUCCGGGCGUGCCUCCUGUAGUGGGAGUGUUUUCGCCCUGUCUGGACCUGCGUCGGUUCGCGGACUGCUGCUGGAAACAUCCCUGCCCCUUCUGGGGAGGCCGAAGGUCGAGCCCCGGAUCUGUGGGCGUCCCCAGACUCAUCUGAGAUACCUUUACGGACGUGUAGGGAAGGACCAGAUUAUGGGCAACAGUCCUUUUAAUUAAUUUAUCAUCACCAUCAUGGCUAAUGAGGGCUGUUCCAAGGCCAGCGAUAAUCCUUUUCCAUCAGAUAAACAUGCUCAGCUCAUCUUGGCUCAGAUCAAUAAAAUGAGGAAUGGACAGCAUUUCUGUGAUGUGCAACUGCAAGUUGGGAAGGAAACUUUCAAAGUUCAUCGGCUGGUUUUGGCUGCCAGUAGUCCUUAUUUUGCAGCUUUGUUCACUGGAGGAAUGAAAGAGUCCUCAAAAGAUGUUGUACAGAUUCUUGGAAUUGAAGCUGGAAUCUUUCGAGUACUUCUAGAUUUCAUUUACACAGGUAUAGUGAACAUAGGUGUGAAUAAUGUCCAGGAACUGAUUGUUGCUGCAGACAUGCUACAGUUGACUGAAGUUGUUAAUCUUUGCUGUGAAUUUCUGAAAGGACAAAUUGAUCCACUGAACUGCAUUGGGAUCUUUCAGUUCUCUGAGCAAAUUGCCUGCCAUGAUCUUUUGGAAUUCACAGAAAACUACAUUCAUGUCCAUUUCUUGGAGGUUCAUAGUGGGGAAGAGUUCCUGGCACUUACAAAAGAUCAGCUAAUCAAAAUUUUACGAAGUGAAGAGCUUAGUAUUGAGGAUGAAUACCAGGUCUUCUUAGCUGCAAUGCAAUGGAUUCUGAAAGAUCUGGGGAAGAGAAGAAAACAUGUGGUGGAAGUGCUAGAUCCAAUUCGAUUCCCUUUGUUACCUCCUCAGAGGCUUUUAAAGUAUAUAGAAGGUGUAUCAGAUUUUAAUCUUCGUGUUGCAUUGCAAACACUUUUGAAAGAGUACUGUGAGGUGUGCAAAGCUUCCAAAGAGAGCAAGUUUUGUAGUUUUCUGCAGACAUCUAAGGUUCGACCUCGGAAGAAAGCAAGAAAGUACCUAUAUGCAGUAGGUGGAUAUACUCGGUUGCAGGGGGGUCGUUGGAGUGAUAGCAGAGCCCUCAGCUGUGUAGAGCGUUUUGACACCUUCAGCCAGUAUUGGACCACUGUGUCUUCACUUCAUCAGGCUCGAUGUGGGCUGGGAGUAGCAGUUCUGGGCGGGAUGGUCUACGCUAUUGGAGGUGAAAAGGAUUCAAUGAUUUUUGACUGUACUGAAUGCUAUGAUCCAGUUACUAAACAGUGGACAACUGUAGCUUCCAUGAAUCACCCCCGCUGUGGCUUGGGAGUGUGCGUGUGUUACGGGGCUAUCUAUGCAUUGGGUGGAUGGGUUGGAGCUGAGAUUGGGAACACCAUUGAACGAUUUGAUCCUGAUGAAAAUAAAUGGGAAGUAGUUGGCAACAUGGCUAUGUCACGCUACUAUUUUGGAUGCUGUGAAAUGCAAGGUUUAAUUUAUGUAGUUGGAGGCAUCAGUAACGAAGGAAUAGAGCUUUGUUCUUUCGAAGUUUAUGAUCCACUUUCCAAGCGUUGGUCUCCACUUCCUCCAAUGGGAACUAGGAGAGCAUAUCUUGGGGUGGCUGCACUCAAUGACUGCAUCUAUUCUAUUGGAGGGUGGAAUGAAACACAAGAUGCUCUUCAUACUGUAGAAAAAUAUUCCUUUGAAGAGGAAAAAUGGGUUGAAGUUGCCUCAAUGAAAGUGCCUAGAGCAGGCAUGUGUGUUGUGGCAGUCAAUGGGCUUCUAUAUGUUUCUGGAGGUCGAUCUUCCAGCCAUGAUUUCUUGGCCCCAGGUACCUUGGACUCAGUUGAGGUUUAUAACCCUCAUUCAGAUACAUGGACAGAAAUCAGUAACAUGAUCACAAGCCGUUGUGAAGGAGGUGUUGCUGUACUAUGAAAUGUGAAGUAUAAGAGAACACAAACAUUUUGCAAAUACAGGAUCAGACCUUUUGUAAAUCAAAAAUGUAUUUGUUAUUAGGACUCUGAUUGUGUUGAAUUUUCCAUGUAUUUGGUAGCUAAAUGACUAAAAAAUGAUUUUUCUAAGAAUUUGAGUCAGAAGUAUAUGGAAUAUAUCCUAAAUUAAUAAAGAGCUCAUACAAAUUUGCCAAGUUUGCCAAUAGAAAUGCUGUUUAUUCUCUAUAGUUGUCCAAUUAUGGGUAUCAGCCUUUUUGUAAAAAUGAUUUGGUGAAAGCUUCUUGGCAAAUAGCCCUUUUAGCAGUUUUCCCAGUGCAGUUCAAGCUGUCGCAUUGCCUUUAUGUGAUGUAGGAAUAUCAGUGAGAUAGUCAAAGAUGCCUGUACAUUCAUAGUUCAAUACAGAGCACAAUUUUCCAUAGUCAUAGUUUAAAUGACAUUAAAAAAAUUAACGAAAAAGCCUCCUCCUUUUAUUUGAUACCAGGAAUUUUCAUUAGCCUCAAACUUUUUAUUGCAGCAGAUAUACUGAGUGUGGAAUAUGGGAGAUAUCUAGCUAUUUAUGUAGAUAAGCUUUUACCUUUAAUAACAGCAUAAACAAUCUAUUUACUCAUGUUUUUUGACUUGAUGCUAAGAAUGCAAGUGAUGAAUUGAUAGCAAGUUCCCAGUGACAGCCCAUCAUUGCAAUAGGAUGAUAUAAAGGGUACUAGAACCCAGCUU